AUGGCGGGUAAUAUGAAUAUGAUACAAAUGAAAGAUAUGAGUAGUAGUAGUAGUUUCACUACUGCUGCUGUUUCACCUCGAGAACAACCUUUGAUUGCCUACUUGUCGAAAAAAACAUCUGCUACUGCAAGCAAGAGGGAGCCGGGUGGUGUUCCUGACAUGACUCCCGAAUUUUUCUUGAACUUAGAAGAGCAAGGCUUCCUAACCCGUGAUAGUGGCAAACAAGUUUUUCGCGGUGGUGCCCCACAUAUUGAUUAUUUUUUGACGAUAGUAUCUGUGCAACAACAUGAUUGUAAAUGGGAAGGUUUUGUUAUGAACCGUGUGCUAUUUUUAAAGGGCCACGGUUUAAAUGUGGUGGAAUUGAAAGAGAGCAUUGUUGCCAUCCUUGAACUGGCGGAAGAAUGCUUAAAAUGUAAUUCUUUAGUUGUUUGUCUCGACAAAAAAUGUACUCAUUUAUCUACACUCAUUCGUAGCUUCUUAUACGUGGGAUUCGAACUUGUUUUGCCUGGAACUUUUAAUCACAAUUCCAGUGAUUUCCUUCUUGUUGGCAUGGAAUUGUGA
This is a messenger RNA of Dentiscutata erythropus, 561 nucleotides long. NCBI's taxonomy places the organism in Eukaryota, Fungi, Glomeromycota, Glomeromycetes, Diversisporales, Gigasporaceae. The record is from the annotation of a GenBank genome assembly.